AUGUCUGUUGGUGUUGCUAUCAUCGGUAGUGGUCUCUUCGCCAAAGAGCAACAUCUUCCAGCCGUGCAAGCGGCACCGGGCUUCGCACUCAAGGCGAUCUAUUCGCGAUCCCUGAACUCGGCCCAGUCCCUCGCUGACGGUACAGCUAACGUUGAUCUGUAUUCAGAGGACUCUGGUGCUGGCAAGUCUUUUGAAGAUAUACUGGCUCGAUCUGAUAUCGGCGCUGUCAUCAUCGCCCAGAUUUCAUCAAGAGAGCCCUACUCUCUGGAAAGCACGUUCUAUCCGGAGAAGCCUAUUGCCAAGGAUGUUGCCACCGCGAAGGAGCUCUUGCAAUGGUACCAAGCCAAUAUUGAUGCUAGCAAGGUCUUCUGGGCCGUGGGAGAGAACUUUCGAUACAUGAGCAAGUAUAUCUACGCUGCUGAGCAGGUUCAGAAACUGGGCCAUGUUCGUAAUUUCCGGGUCGAUGUUCAAAACUUUGUCAAGCCAGACAACAAAUACUUCUUGACUCCCUGGCGCAAGGUCCCUGAAUACCAAGGUGGCUUUCUUCUAGAUGGUGGUGUCCACAUGAUUGCUGGUCUACGCCUGAUCUUGGGGUCUACGGAGCAGAUUAAGACUGUCUCAGCCCAGUCCUAUCUGCAACAGUCUCAUUUGCCACCGGUGGACACCGUAGAUGCGGUCGUCAAGACUGGUUCUGGCGCGACAGGUGUGAUUUCUCUCUCAUGGGGAUCGCCGUUUAGUCGUCACGCCUUCGAGUUUGCUUGUGAGAAGGGCUCUGUUGCUCUGAAUUUCGACGAUGUGGCCGUCAAUGAUGUCAACUAUUCAGUUCCAUUUGAGGGAAGAGGCGUCUCUGCCGAGGUCGCUGAAUUUGCGACGUCGAUUAUCAAUGGGAAGCCUGUUGAGAAGAGACAAUCCCCCGAGGAGGCGCUGGCGGAUCUCGAGGUUCUGGAGCAAAUGUUGCAAAGUGGAGAGAAGCAGGGAGAACCAGUUCAGCUACACCUGCAGUUCCCAAAGCGCCGAAAAGGCACUAGUGUGGGUCGCCCGCCCACUCCGCUCAGUGCGAAGAAGUUUUCGAGAUUGCUUUCACUCCGACUCGACAACCCUCUACGCCCGGCGAGACGCAAUACCGACAAAAUGGUCGCCGCCAAGCAGCACAUCCCCAUCGUGAAGAAGCGCACCAACCGCUUCACCCGUCACCAAAGUGACCGGUUUAUGCGUGUUGGUGAGUCGUGGCGCAAGCCCAAGGGUAUUGACAACUGCGUCCGCCGCCGCUUCAAGGGCACGAUUGCUAUGCCCUCCAUCGGUUACGGAUCCAACAAGAAGACCCGCCACAUGAUGCCCUCCGGCCACAAGGCUUUCCUCGUCCACAACCCCAAGGAUGUCGAGCUCCUCCUGAUGCACAACCGCACCUACGCUGCCGAGAUUGCCCACGCCGUCUCCUCCCGCAAGCGUGUUGAGAUCAUCGAGAAGGCCAAGGCUCUCGGUGUUAAGGUCACCAACCCCAAGGGCCGUGUCACCACCGAGGCCUAA
Messenger RNA from Penicillium cosmopolitanum, 1527 nucleotides. Its product is annotated as 60S ribosomal eL32 domain-containing protein. The transcript is spliced from 10 exons. The coding region runs from base 1 to 1527 and encodes 508 amino acids. Gene Ontology annotation, biological process: translation. Gene Ontology annotation, cellular component: ribosome; cytosolic large ribosomal subunit. The record is from RefSeq and is a predicted model, not a curated record. NCBI's taxonomy places the organism in Eukaryota, Fungi, Ascomycota, Eurotiomycetes, Eurotiales, Aspergillaceae. Gene Ontology annotation, molecular function: structural constituent of ribosome; nucleotide binding.